UACCUCUUUGGCGGUGUUUGUGCCCGAAAUGUUUGAGUCAUGAACGAGUCUUUUAAAACAUACAUGUUUUUUACUGAAUCGAGACUCACAGGUACUCUUCUGCUUUAACUCGUUCACUUACUCACCCCUGCUACCAGUAUACUCUAACUGUAUUUGGAUAAAUGUUUUAGCCCCGCGGAAAAGAUCUAGUCCUUGCCUCAAAUCAACUCUCCUUUCCCCUUCCUACCCAAGCGCCAUCACAGACACCACAAAACCAUCAAGUUUCCCUGACUCACAGGUGCUGGAUGAAGGCUUGUGUUUCACUGACCUACGGGUUGACGAAGACUCAAGUUUCACUGACUCACAGGUACGUACACGACGAAGACUUGAGUUUCACUGACUCAUGGGUUAACAAAAAAAGUCGAGUUUCAAUGACUCAUAGGUACUUGAUGAAGACUCAACUUUCACUGACUCACAGGUUGACGACGAAGUCUUGAGUUUCACUGACAUGUGAGUACACGGCGUAGACUCGAGUUUCACUGACUGUUGGUGCAUCUUGUUGUGUAUGUGCAAGUGCGCAUUUGAGUGCAAAUCGCAUACGGUCUGUGAUGAAUGACUUGUGUACCCGAUUCACUUCAGUGAGUGACUCAUAAAAACCCGAGUCAGUAAAAGGUAUCGAGUUUCCCAUCGCUCGUCCGUACAAGUGUAGUGGCCAGUGAGUGCAUGCUCCUUGCAAAGUUUGACAGAUUGAGCGUCUGGUUAACAUGUCCCUUCACUCCCCCUUUGGCAGAGCCUUUCCAGGCAUGACCAAUAGAAAACAGAUCCAAGGCACAACUGAGGGGGAUUACAGAUCCCAUCUGGCACGUAAAAAGCGUUGGGAUACCUGCUGCACAACAAGAGGAUUUGUCUUUGCUUGCUGCUGAGACAAAUUGGCAGCGGGAAAGCAUCAGUGGGAUUAGAUUUUUGGCAGCAUGAUCACAUUGAAGAUGCCGCGUCGGCCGCGUGUGUGGUGGGGACGUCCAUCGGAUGAGUCAUAAUAAAGUGCAUGACGAUGCCUCGCUGCCUCCAGAGGGGUCUGCACUCAGUCUGGGCUUGUGAAUGGUGCGAGGGAGGAGGGAGGAGGCAGAAGGAGGAGGAUGAUGAGGAAGGAGGAGGUCCAUAGCCAAGCAGCUCCACAGCUGGAGGAGCGCACCGAGCCAGAAGCGCUACAGUGCUGCUGCCGAUGGAGCGGCAGAGGAGGAGGGGGAAGAAGAAGCUCACCUCAGACCUCUGAGCACCUUCAACAGGAGAGGGACACACCUCACCGGCCAGAAGAACCUUUUACUUUAGACCACCAGGAUGGAUGCUUCACUGAUGCUUCUUGUCCUCAUGCUGCAUGGAUGGCAUCUCCCUCAAGUGCUGUCCUUGCAGAUGUGUGACAUAAUGAGCGAGAUUGAGCUGGAGCGGGAGCGCUGUGAGAACAGCACGUCGGGGAAUGUCACUUCAGGUUGCCAAGGCAUGUGGGACAUUGUGGCCUGCUGGCCCUCUGCCCACGUGGGGGAAGUGGUGACGAUAUCGUGUCCCACCUACUUCAGCUACUUCAGCGACCAGCACAAGGCAGGUAACCUCUCCAAGAUGUGCACGGCAGACGGCUGGGCCGAGAUGCACCCGGUGGACAUCGCCUUAAACUGCGGCUACAACGUCAACAGCACCAGCGACGACGGCAAGUUUUUUUGGCAAGUGAAGAUUGGCUACACCAUCGGCCACAGCGUCUCCCUCAUCUCCCUCACCACCGCCAUCACCAUCCUCUGCAUCUUCAGGAAGCUACACUGCACGAGGAACUACAUCCACAUGCAUCUGUUUGUCUCCUUCAUCCUGAAGGCCAUCGCCGUCUUCAUCAAGGACGUCGUCCUCUACGAGGUCGGCGAGGUGGACAACUGCUCGUCGGGUUCGGUGGGCUGUAAGGCAGUGAUGGUGUUCUUCCAGUACGGCAUCAUGGCCAGCUUCUUCUGGCUGCUGGUGGAAGGCCUCUACCUUCACGCCCUGCUGGCCGUCUCCUUCUUCUCAGAGAAGAAGUACUUCUGGGCGUACAUUCUCAUCGGCUGGGGGGGUCCGGCCAUUUUCAUCACAGCUUGGAGCGUUGCCAAAGCCUACUAUAAUGAUAUUGGCUGCUGGGACAUCAUUGAGACCACCGACGUCUUCUGGUGGAUCAUCAAAACUCCUAUCCUGGCAUCCAUCCUGAUGAACUUCAUCCUCUUCAUCUGCAUCAUCCGAAUACUCCGCCAGAAGAUCAACUGCCCGGACAUCGGGAGAAAUGAGUCCAACCAGUACUCGAGGCUGGCCAAGUCCACGCUGCUCCUGAUUCCUCUCUUUGGGAUCAACUUCAUCGUGUUUGCGUUCAUCCCCGAGCAAGUCAAGACGGAGCUGAGGCUCAUCUUCGAUUUGAUUCUGGGCUCCUUUCAGGGCUUCGUGGUGGCCGUGCUCUACUGCUUCCUCAACGGAGAGGUGCAGGGCGAGAUGAAGAGGAAGUGGCGGCGGUGGCACCUGCAGCGCUACAUGGGCGCCGACAGCAAAUACCAGCAGCCGUCCAUCGGCAGCAGCAACAACUUCAGCACGCAGAUCAGCAUGCUGACGCGCUGCAGCCCCAAAACCAGACGCGCCUCCUCCUCCGGACACGACGACCUGUCCUGCAUUUAAACCCCCUGUCGUCUCACGUGCCGCACGACUAAAACCAUGUGGAGAAGAGCGGAGAUGUUUUUUGCACUUCCAACAUGUCAACUUUCUCAUGAUCAUCUUUUAUUUCAGCUUUUAUUCUGGAACUUUCUGCUCCCAACUUCAAUCACUUUGUGUUCAAGCUGCAGCAAGCAGUCCUUCCCUCAGUCGAUUCCUUCCAAGCCAGGGUGUCCAAAGUGCAGCCUGGGGGCCUUUUACGCCACGCAGCUUGCUGUUUUUGUGGCCCGCGGCAUAUUUUAACAAUGAAUGACAAAUGAUGCCCACUUCCAAACACGAUGAAGGACUCAGGAACUAAACUCAACUAAAGUAGUGAGGAGCUAGCUUAAGUGGGUCCGGCUUUGGAUUUUUGCGUGUUUAGCAAGCAUUAAACAAUAAAUUAAAGUGUCUGUCGCAAUUUUGAACUUUUUCUGUGUGUGGAAAAAGUUUGGACGUUCUCACUCUAAACGUUACUGGGGGCGCAACUUUCAGAUUUGACAUUUAUUGCACCGAGCCUGGUGGUUCUGCUAACAAGUUGGAGAGAAAGAACAGCCUGCAUUUCAGUUAUUGGGGACAAAGUGUGUACUUUUUUCUAAAGUGCUUUUCCACUUUUGCUGUUGUGGUCAGUUUUACAAAUACUGUAUUUCAACCGUAUUUUGUCCUUUUUUUCAUAGCACAGUGACUUUAUUCCCAUAAUAUGUUGUCUUUAUUCUUGUAAAAUCACCACUAUUUCCCAAACUCAUUUUCCAAAAAUGGCAGCUUUAUUCCUUGUUUUGUUACUACAAGUAAUAUUACGAUAAUUAUUGUGGAAAUUAUUCUGACAUUUUUUCCCCUCAUAAUAUACUGUAUAUUACAAAGUUCGGCUUGUAAAAUGUUUAGUUGUAAGUUUUUAUGUUAAUAUUAUGGCUUCAUUGUAAUAUUUCUAAUUUCGCCUUGUAAAAUUACUGCUCUUUUUUUUCAAGUUUUCUUGUGUUUUUUGUUAGUUUUCCUGUUUAAUUGUGACUUUUUAAAAAGUCACGGUCUGCUAAUGGCCCACGAGCCGCACUUUGGACACCCCUGUUGUAGGCAUUUGUUUUCUAAGCGUUCCCUGACUUGAAGUUCACAACCUCGCCCGCCGACAAUCAGCCUCCUCCACAUCUUACAACGUGACAAAUUGACACUAACUACCUCAGGAAAGCGUACUAAUUGGACAUCCUACAAAAACGUCACCCCGUUGCCAGGCAGAAAAAAAUGGCGCCUACGCCAGCCGGGUUUUCUCAUGACCAACUUGAGGGAGAUCCCAUUUGAUUUACAUUUCCUUUUGCAAGAAAGGACCUACGCACGGCUGCCACGCUGUUUCCGUGGCAACACAGCAGCUAAAGGACAAGGAGAGUCGGCAGGAACAAAAUCAUAUCCUGAAGAAAUGUAGUCCAAAAACAUUGUGGCUCAUUUGUGUUGUAUUUGAAAGUGCCAAAACUCUUCAAGUGCGCUGUAAAUAUGUCAUGUGACGAGGAUUGAAUGUAAAUAUUGACGGUAAGAUGGAAUAAUGUCUUGUAGCGGUUGGUUGUUAGUUUUAAACUGGAUGUUGUGUAUUGUUGACUGCCUAUCAAGUAUUUGACAUUUUUGUGCAAUGUGUGUAACACUGCUGUACUCGGUGUGUAUUCCUCAGUGGCACAACUCAAAUGUGGGGUUUUUUCAUAUUAAAAUGUCAGGAAAAUCAGCCUUGUGUUUUUUGCUUCACACAGACUGCAGUGUUUCCCAUACAUUCAUUUAUUGGUGGCGACUCACCGCCAAUGCAUUUGUACCGCCACAGGUAGAUUGUAGUCCUGUGGGAAACACUGACCUGUAUCAAAAAUAAUUUGUUGGGGAUUAAAAGACAAUCUCGCUGUGAUUUUCUUUUUUCCUCAGGUCAUUUUUUUUUUUCAAUGAAAUUGCCCUCAAAAUAUUUCAUUCAUGAAAGUCGCCAAAAUAUUUAUUUUGGGUUCAUAAUUAAAAUAUUUAUUUCAUGUAUUUAUUUGAUUUAGA
Molecule: messenger RNA, 4671 nt
Organism: Dunckerocampus dactyliophorus (ringed pipefish)
Lineage: Eukaryota; Metazoa; Chordata; Actinopteri; Syngnathiformes; Syngnathidae
Gene: vipr1b
Product: vasoactive intestinal peptide receptor 1b
Exons: 15
Coding region: 1318-2655 (445 amino acids)
Biological process (GO): adenylate cyclase-modulating G protein-coupled receptor signaling pathway; cell surface receptor signaling pathway
Cellular component (GO): plasma membrane
Molecular function (GO): G protein-coupled peptide receptor activity; vasoactive intestinal polypeptide receptor activity; peptide hormone binding
Source: RefSeq, a predicted model, not a curated record